Molecule: messenger RNA, 1738 nt
Organism: Eucalyptus grandis
Lineage: Eukaryota; Viridiplantae; Streptophyta; Magnoliopsida; Myrtales; Myrtaceae
Exons: 3
Coding region: 1-1386 (461 amino acids)
Biological process (GO): chloroplast organization; regulation of DNA-templated transcription
Cellular component (GO): chloroplast
Molecular function (GO): double-stranded DNA binding
Source: RefSeq, a predicted model, not a curated record
AUGGCGCGGCACGCUUACUUAGCAAAAGUUGUGCCAUCUCGUAUUGGUGACGAAUGGAUGGUUUUAGCUCUUCGAUCCCGAUAUGUCUCAUUUGACACAGAAUCAUCUCAAAAAGCCACAUUAGACAUCAAAAAUUUAAAUGAACCCCUCUCUCCUCUUCCGUCUUCCUCCUCGGCUGGUCCCAAUGUUUCGCUCCCUGCUGCUGAAACUCAGCGCCGGAGCUCGUCCGUCGCCGCCGAUUCCAUCGACGGCCCACCCCGCCUCUCCCUCCUCUCCCUCUCCACCACCGCCGCCGCCGCCGCCUCGUCCUCUCCUUCCUCAAUCGCCGACGCCCUCGUCCGCGCUCAUGGGUUCCCCCCGGAAUCCGCCCGCGCCGUCGCCGGCGCCGUCGCCCCGAAGCUCGCCCGCUACCUCGACUCCUUCGUCGCCCUCUUCCGGGGCCGCGGGUUCGCCCCAUCCGACAUCGCGAGCAUCCUGACCCGGUGCCCCGACACCCUCGUGUCCAAGGCCAGCAACCUCCUCGAGCCCAAGCUCGAGUUCUUCGAGGAGAACGGCGUCGCCGGCGAAGCCCUCGUCCACGUCCUCGUCAACGACCCGUACGUCCUCGGGCGGAGCCUGAAGUCGCAGCUCGCCCCCUGCUUCGAUUGCCUCGUCAGGUUCUUCGGGAGCCGGGAGGACGUGGCGGCGCAUCUGGUGGUCAAGCGCGGGACUUGGGUCCUGCGCGCCUUCUCCGAAUCGAUGGAGGCCAACAUCGCCACUCUCCGGCGGCACGGCGUGCCGGAUUCCAGCAUCGCGAAGAUGAUGACGCUGCGGCCCAGGACGCUGUCGCGGGACAAGGGUCAGUUCAGCGACAUCGUGGAUGAAAUUAAGGGAAUGGGGUUCGAUCCGUCCUCCUUGUUGUUCGUCCACGGCGUGAUCUCGAUGGCCGGAAUGAAGCGCCCGAAAUGGGCGGCGAAGAUGGCUGUUUUCAAGAAGUUUGGAUGGUCGGACGAGCAGGUUAAGGCGGCGUUCUUGAAGCAGCCCAAGGUGAUGGGCUUGUCUGAGGAGAAGAUGGAGAAGGUGUUGAAAUUUUUCAUGAACGGGUUGGGAUGGACCCCGGAUGUCUUGGUCACGUAUCCCACCAUUUUCAUGGCGAGCUUCGAGAACUGCAUUUUGCCCAGGCUGUCCAUUCUUCUCACCUUGGUGUCGGCCCGCCUUUUGAAGAGGGAGUCGGUGCCGGGUGGACUCGUGCUGUCUGAAUCUGUGUUCUUGAGGCGGUUUGUGAUGCGGAAUUCUGUCAAGGCACCCCAUAUUCUGCUGAUGUACCACAAUAAAGAAGUUCUGCCGCAAUUCAACGUUGUUGAGGACUUGCCGAAAAGACCGGUAGAGGGUGACCAGUGUUUGUAGUAUCUUGUUACAUGAGCUUUGGAGGAGGUCCGAGUAGUUUUCUGCUGAUGCGGGAUGCCGAUGUUACAUCGGAUUUUCAAUUCAGACUAGGACAGUUCUUUUCUUUUCUUUUUCUUUUUCUUUUAGGUUUUCUGAAACUCUUAGUGAGAAUUUUGCUUAUGAUGAUCGCUAUUUAAAAAUUUGGAUUUAGGUUCUUGUUUCCCAUGGGGAUGUUCAUGUUGUAUCAUGGGUGCAUUUGCUGAAAGAAAGCACUCCUAAGGGGUCGCGAGGAUUUCUCUUCAACACUGUCCUGUAGCUGAAGUUUGUGGCAGCAAUUGAACUAUUGUUAUGAAAAGAGUUCUUAAUGCGUGCA